Rhodotorula graminis WP1 is the source of this 1963-nucleotide messenger RNA. RefSeq lists its product as uncharacterized. The transcript is spliced from 9 exons. Gene Ontology annotation, cellular component: plasma membrane. Gene Ontology annotation, molecular function: nucleobase transmembrane transporter activity. Gene Ontology annotation, biological process: nucleobase transport; transmembrane transport. The record is from RefSeq and is a predicted model, not a curated record. NCBI's taxonomy places the organism in Eukaryota, Fungi, Basidiomycota, Microbotryomycetes, Sporidiobolales, Sporidiobolaceae. Bases 1 to 1776 code for a protein of 591 amino acids.
AUGGCCAAGCGGGCCCUUCCAAACCCGGCACCUCCUCCUCCUCCUCCCUCCCGCCGCUCGCCGUUCGUCUCGGCCAGCACUCGUACGACGCGCACAACUAGCAUGGGCCUGUUCAAUCGCCGCACCAACCAGGGCGACGAGGGCGAGGCGCGCCAGCCCUUCUCGUGGAAGCUCCCGCGCCAGGCCUCGUCGCUCGCGCCCGAGGACGUCUACACCAACGCCGACCUCGACCCUACCACCGACCCGGCGCAGCGCACGUGGGGCUACGGCACUUGGUUCUCGUUCUGGGUCGCCGCGUCUCUCGACCCGGCCUUCUGGCAGACGGGCGCGAGCCUGAUCCCGCUCGGCCUCAGCGUCGGCAACGCCAUCGGUAUCGUCGUCCUCGGCAACUGCGUCAUCGCCGUCCCCAUCGUACUCAACGGCAUGAUUGGCGCCAAGCUCCGCAUCCCGUUUCCCGUCGCCGCUCGCGCGUCGAUGGGCUACUACCUGUCGUACUUCGCCGUCGUCUCGCGUGCCUUCCUGUCGCUCAUCUGGUUCGGCGUCGAGACCUACAACGGUGGCCUCGCGAUGACCCAGUUCCUCCGAGCCAUCUGGCCCUCGUACUCGACCAUCCCCAACUCGCUCCCCGAGUCGGCCGGCAUCUCGACGCGCGACAUGACGUCGUACUUCUUGUUCUGGCUCGUCCAGCUCCCGUUCUUCUUCCUCAACCCGAACCAACUCCGUUGGGCGUUCCUCCUCAAGACGGUCGUCGUCCCCGUCACGAUGCUCGCGACCAUGGGCGCCCUCGUGCACUCGGCCGGCGGCGGCGGUCCCCUGUUCGACCAGCCCAACUCGGUCACGGGCAAGGGCUUCAGCCAGGCGUGGCUCAUCGGGUUCGCGGCGCUCCAGGGCAACUGGGCGACGUUGUCGGUCAACUCGUCCGACUUUACGCGGUACUCGAAGACGUCGCGCGCCCAGUGGUCGCAGGCGCUCGCCAUCCCGCUCUCGGCCCUGUUCGUCACCAUCUGCGGCAUCCUCGCGGCGUCGGCGUCGAUCCCUGUCUAUGGUCUCGCCAUCGAGGACGCCAUGUGGUCGCCGUUCGACAUCAUGGACCGCUGGAACUCGAGGGCCGCGACGGCUUUCGCCGCGCUCGCGUGGAUGCUCGCCGGUGUCGCCGCCAACAUCACCGCCAACUCGAUCUCGUCGGCCAACGACCUCGUCUCGAUGUGCCCGCGCUACAUCAACCUCACGCGUGGCCAGAUCAUCACGGCCGUCCUCGGUGGCUGGGCCGUCGCGCCGUGGAAGAUCCUCGCCUCGAGCGGCACCUUCCUCACGUUCGUCUCGGGCUACGCCAUCUUCCUCGGCCCGUUCGCCGGCCUCCUCACGAGCGACUACUUCCUCGUCAAGCGCACGGCGUACCACGUGCCCGAGCUGUACGACCCUCGCGGCAUCUACCGCUACUCGGCCGGCGUCAACUGGCGCGCGGCGGCGACCCUCGUCCUCACGAUCACGCCCAACCUGCCCGGCCUCAUCAACGCCAUCAACCCGGACGUCUAUAUCGGCAACAUCGCGUGGUGGUACGCGCCCGGCUUCAUCACUGGCUACUUGCCCGCCAUCCUCGUCUACUGGGGCCUGAACGUUGCGUUCCCGCACCACGCCACGCUCCUCGCCGAGGCCGUUUCUGCCGAGGACGUCGACCUGUCGGUCCCGCCGACAUUCGACGACUACGGCACGAAGAGCAGCGGCGAGCACAACAAGGACGUCUACGAGAUGGGCUCCGUCUCGGUGCACGCCUGAGCGACCGUCGCAGCCCCUCCCCUUCUCGCUUCUCCCCCCCACUCGUUAUUCCUCGCACCGCAUUGCCCUCUCUCUUUCGUAGACCCUCCCUCGCUCUCUCUCUCUCACUAUAGCUUGGCCUCGAGUCCCGGAGCGCUGGCGCGCCCGGACGCUUAUCAGCAGUAAUAUUUAGUUCACUGCGCGUGCG